This is a messenger RNA of Mya arenaria, 1374 nucleotides long. RefSeq lists its product as uncharacterized. The coding region runs from base 1 to 1248 and encodes 415 amino acids. The record is from RefSeq and is a predicted model, not a curated record. Gene Ontology annotation, molecular function: protein binding. The transcript is spliced from 2 exons. NCBI's taxonomy places the organism in Eukaryota, Metazoa, Mollusca, Bivalvia, Myida, Myidae.
AUGACAUCUGAUGAAAAAUUUGACCAUGUCCAGGCAUACCAUUGUGACCAGCUACCGAAGGAAUGUAAGUUCAUGUUCAACAGACCACGCCCUGGACACUGGCCAAGACCGGACACACUGGUCAGGGCCAGACAGACUGGAGUCUUUCUAGUGCCACAGGGCUACACUGAGAGCCCAAGUAAACAAACAAUGAGUAGAUCUACAGCAUUCAUGGUCCCAUCAAAAUUGACCAGUUAUCCUUAUUCAAAAUGGCAGUGGAGGUUUUCAACUUCAUUGAUGGAACGAUUUUUAAUAUUUGAUUUUAGCCCUGUUCAAGUGAAAGUAUAUACCCUUACGAAAAUAAUAAGAAAAACUUUUCUAAAACCUGUGUUUGGAGACAGAUUCAGCACAUUUCAUAUCAAAACAGCGAUGAUGUUUACAAUAGAAAACUAUCCUCUUGACAUAUGGAGGGAAGACAACAUUGUGCAAUGCAGUACGUCUGGUUCCCAAAGUGACAUUGAUUUGGGAGUAGUAUCACUGUUGACCCCAUUCCUGCACAACACUCUUGCCUCCAUGCUGGCUUCAAGAUGCAUCUACCUCGGACAACCAAUCACACAGGAUAUAUUCAACUGGUACCAGCAGUCACUGGACUCUGACUGUAUGUCCAGUAGAUUGAAGUUUGCCUCCAUGUUGUACUGCAGAGGGCAGUAUGAUGAAGCUGCUGAAGUACUGACUUACUGUGAAGGACUGCUGGGACCAGAAGUGUGGCAGUAUUGUACACAUCGAGAAAGGAAAUGUCUCAGUCCAAGUACUGAGUUUAAAACCAAGUUGGUAUUCUGUCCACCCAAUGAGAUGCAUAAGAAAUACACCAUGGUGUGUUUAGUUUUUAGAAAAGAAGAAAUAAACUGCAUUCCACAACAUCUUACUUAUGGAAUGUUCAGAGAUGAAGACAUUCCAAUUUGGUACAAGUGGAAGAACAAUGUAGUCAUUGACUGCAUCCCAUUCCUGUACUACCUACAACACCUCACCUACAGGGAGCUUCAUAAACCCUUGAGAGCACAAACAGCGCUACUUCACCUUCAUGAGUACACAAUAGGGCCACCAAAGGGCCAUAUUGAUACAACCUUCAACAUGCUGGGUCACUGCUUUGAACUUCAGAACAGGUUAGACCAGGCUUGGAUGUGCUACGGCAGAUCAUUGGACAUUUAUGACAGAGACAAUGUUUCCCUCUUGCAUUUAGCCAGAUUAUUUCAUCAGGUUUUUAUGUAGUGGAUAUCCACAUUGACACAGCCUUCAACAUGUUGGGUCAUUCCUAUGAAUUUCAGAACAGGCUAGACCUGGCCUAGAUGUGCUAUGGCAGAUCAUUGUACAUCUAUGAAAUGAUACUACAUCAGU